Fusarium pseudograminearum CS3096 is the source of this 555-nucleotide messenger RNA. RefSeq lists its product as uncharacterized. The record is from RefSeq and is a predicted model, not a curated record. The coding region runs from base 1 to 555 and encodes 184 amino acids. Lineage: Eukaryota; Fungi; Ascomycota; Sordariomycetes; Hypocreales; Nectriaceae. The transcript is spliced from 2 exons.
AUGUAUAUUCCCGUCGCCCCUCAAGUCGAACCUUGUCCCCCCUCCAACAUCACCCUACCUCCCCAUCGUCCCCUCCCCGAUAUACCUGGUUUCCUCCUCUACGAUUCCCUAAACCGCAAUCACGUCUUUGACCAUCCCUCAACCCAACCUCGCAUAAGGGAAUCGCGCGAUCUCUUGGACAGGAUCAAGAAGCAUGGAGGCAAAGCGGUUUCCAAGUAUGGACAAAAAGCCAUCUCGAAAUACACCAACAAGUCAAAAGGUAGCCACUCAAAGGGUAGCGGAGCUAUGACAACGGGUAUGGGUAUAGUCGCAGGUAAAUACCGCUGGGUCAUGUGGCUCGCUUUUGGCCUAGGCGGACUGCUGGUCCUGGGUCUCAUGUAUCUUGUCUGGAGGAAGAGAGAUUAUCUCUGGCGACGUGCAAGGUUGGAGGAGGAAGCGAGUUCCAUGUUUGAGGGGAACAACGACGACGACAUUGAUCGGUCCAAGAUUCCUUUCGGUCAGCCUUGGUCUCAUCGGCUCAUGGCUGAGAGAAGAGCUGCUGCAGAGGCGGCAUAA